GCUGCUUCUGCUGCUGCUGCUGUGUUGAGUUGGUCGGGGAGGUGUCGGGCACUGUCUCGCUGUUUCGUCGGACGGAGGGGAACUUCACGGCGGCUCCGGGUGUGGCUUUGAAAACGUGAUAAAUCUCAACAACGCUGCGGGGAAAGAAUGCGUGACGGCAGAACUACAGACAACCAGAAUAAAGAGAAAUAAAGCAGCACAAGAUAUAAAAUAACAUUAGUGUGUGCGGUAGGUUUACAGGCAGCAGGGAUCCGUGUGCUCGGUUCUGUUUUUGUUUUUUUUUUCUUUCCAACAGCUGGAAUACUUUUUUAUUUUUGUUGUUGUUGCUGAACUUCGUGGCUCGUUUUCGGUUGUUUAACCUGCUCUGAUGGUCUGCUGUAGGAAAUAACCAAUUAAGCUCUUUGAAAAAUUUAAAUAAAUAAAUAAAUAAAUAAAAAAGUAGCUUUCUUUUGGUCGCUUGGACAACUUCUCCACUCAAUGACUGACUGAACAAGCAACGAGGGAGGAAACAUCUCGUUCACACCGCAAAGAAAGAAGUCGUUUUUGUGUUUUUUUAUUUUUUAUUAUUUAAAUGAUUUUCAUUCCCUCUCGCGGAUGAACGGACUCCGUCACGUCUGUUGCCACUCAUCAACAAAAAAAAAAAAAAAAGGGGAAGUCGCCUCACUCAACUUCAGCCCUUGUUUUCUAAAAUAACGAGGGUUUGAUUUUUGAUUUUUGAUUUUUUUUUUUUUUCCCUUUGGUGAUAUUUUCCCACUUAAGCAGCAGUCCUGAAGCGUGCACUAGGAAACAUGGGUUGCACAGUUAGUCAGGAAGAUAAAGCCGCGGCCGAGAGGUCUAAAAUGAUUGAUAAAAACCUGAGAGAAGAUGGAGAGAAGGCGGCGAGAGAAGUGAAACUGCUGCUGCUCGGUGCUGGAGAGUCGGGGAAGAGCACCAUUGUGAAGCAGAUGAAGAUUAUCCACGAGGAUGGAUACUCAGAAGACGAGUGUAAGCAGUACAGAGCAGUUGUCUACAGCAACACAAUCCAGUCCAUUAUGGCCAUCAUCAAAGCCAUGGCUAACCUUAAGAUCGACUAUGAGGAAGCUACGAGAGCGGAUGAUGCCCGCCAACUGUUUGCCCUGUCAGCAGCAGCAGAGGAGCAGGGCAUCCUGCCAGAAGACCUAUCCAACGUCAUCCAACGACUGUGGGCCGACGGCGGCGUCCAGAGCUGCUUCACACGGGCUCGAGAGUACCAGCUCAAUGACUCUGCGGCUUACUACCUGAAUGACCUGGAGAGGAUAGCCAAGUCAGAUUACAUCCCCACACAGCAAGAUGUGCUGAGGACCCGCGUGAAGACCACCGGCAUCGUGGAAACGCAUUUCACCUUCAAGGACCUCCACUUCAAGAUGUUUGAUGUUGGAGGCCAGCGGUCAGAGAGGAAGAAGUGGAUCCACUGCUUCGAGGGAGUCACGGCUAUCAUCUUCUGCGUGGCCAUGAGCGCUUACGAUCUGGUCCUGGCUGAGGAUGAGGAGAUGAACCGGAUGCAUGAGAGCAUGAAGCUUUUUGACUCCAUCUGCAACAACAAAUGGUUCACAGAGACGUCCAUCAUCCUGUUCCUCAACAAGAAGGACCUGUUCGAGGAGAAGAUCGCCCACAGCCCUCUGACCAUCUGCUUCCCCGAGUACACUGGCCCUAACAAGUACGAGGAGGCCCAGGCUUACAUCCAGACCAAAUUUGAGGAUCUGAACAAGAAAAAGGACACCAAGGAAAUCUACACCCACUUCACCUGCGCCACCGACACCAAGAACGUGCAGUUUGUGUUCGAUGCCGUCACCGACGUCAUCAUCAAGAACAACCUGAAGGACUGUGGCCUCUUCUAAAAAAAAUGAAAAAGGAAAAAAAAAACGUUUGAGGAAGAGUCAAGAUUACUUGAACAGUUCCGGUGACCAUAAAGAUAGGGGAAUAUACACACAUCAUGAAUGACUGCACUGGCCAACCACAAUUUCUGCUUUGAUCUGCUUUUUAUAAAGACACCUAAGAGACUGAAAACCUGACGAGCCUUGUGGAAUUUAAACGAUUGCUGAUACAGUCACUCGUAUUGUUAACUCUUUGGGCUAUGACCACAAAAAAAAUCAACAUUUCUUAUUGUAUUUUUGUUCUUUUUUUUCUUCUUCUUCUUCUUUAUUUUCAAUUACUAGAGGAGGCAAAGGAAAAUGUUUUUAUAUAAAUGCAUUCAUUUUACUUUUAGAGAUUCUGAUGUGCAAAUUAUUAAACUUUUAAUCACAUGAAGCUUAUUUUUGAAGCGAUGAAGCACAGGUAUGGACAUAAAAUAUGAUCGAUAAAGGAAACUGCUUUUUUUUUUCUUUCUUUUUUUUUAAUAAUGUUUACAUAAGUUCAUCAUUCAUAGCCAAACCGUAUAUUGUUCUGCAUGACUCAACAUGACAAAUAUUAGCUCUGUAAUCUGCACAAAUUAUCUAACAUUCCUAUAAAAAGAAAAUAAAAAAUAUUAAAACGUUGGAAAAGGAAAAAAAAAAAAAAAAUAAAGCUUCACAUGCAGGGGGAAAUUAUGGCAAAAAUCUAACUGAUAUUUAAAGUAUGUGUGUACCUAACAUUCUCUCACUUUUUAUAGUACCAUUUCCAUGUCUGUUGCAGUAUGUUUGUGCCUUGACUUCUGUUUACAACCAAUUCCUAGAUAUGCUUUCAGUACUGUUUGACCUACUGUGCGCCUAUAUUUUUCUUCCAUUUUCUGCCUAGCACCUAUGAAUAUAUAGUGAUUAUUAAUGAGAGACGAAAAUCUAAUUCAGAAAAAAAAAGGUUAGUGUUUUUGGUAAAUAUUAAAAUGCUUUAAAAGUCCUAUAUGAUUUAAUUUAAAUAAAAGUAGAGAUCACCUGA
Messenger RNA from Larimichthys crocea (large yellow croaker), 2868 nucleotides. RefSeq names its product guanine nucleotide-binding protein G(i) subunit alpha-2. The record is from RefSeq and is a predicted model, not a curated record. Bases 789 to 1856 code for a protein of 355 amino acids. Gene Ontology annotation, cellular component: cytoplasm; heterotrimeric G-protein complex. Gene Ontology annotation, biological process: adenylate cyclase-inhibiting G protein-coupled receptor signaling pathway; gamma-aminobutyric acid signaling pathway; G protein-coupled adenosine receptor signaling pathway. The transcript has 9 exons. Gene Ontology annotation, molecular function: G-protein beta/gamma-subunit complex binding; G protein-coupled receptor binding; GTPase activity. Lineage: Eukaryota; Metazoa; Chordata; Actinopteri; Sciaenidae.